GUGUUUGUUAUGCCGAGUUUGGAGUGCGGGUCCCAAAGACCACAGGCUCUGCCUACACCUACAGCUACGUGACAGUGGGGGAGUUUGUGGCAUUCUUCAUUGGCUGGAACCUGAUCCUGGAGUACCUGAUUGGCACCGCAGCUGGUGCAAGUGCACUGAGUAGCAUGUUUGACUCCCUGGCAAAUCACACCAUCAGCCGCUGGAUGAUCAACAGCGUUGGAACGUUAAAUGGCCUAGGAAAAGGAGAAGAAUCAUACCCAGAUCUUCUGGCUUUGGUUAUCGCUGUCAUUGUGACCAUCAUUGUUUCCAUGGGAGUGAAGAACUCUGUGGGAUUCAACAAUGUGCUCAAUGUCAUUAACCUGACAGUGUGGGUCUUCAUCAUGAUAGCUGGACUGUUCUUUGUCAACGGUGACAAUUGGUCUGAGGGGCAGUUCCUGCCCUUUGGAUGGUCAGGGGUGCUACAAGGCGCAGCUACUUGUUUCUAUGCUUUCAUUGGCUUUGACAUAAUCGCCACAACAGGAGAAGAAGCAAAGAAUCCCAAUACCUCCAUCCCUUACGCAAUCACAGCUUCGCUGGUCACGUGCCUGACAGCAUACGUGUCUGUGAGUAUUAUCUUAACACUGAUGGUGCCAUCCUCUGACAUUGAUACCGAAUCCCCUCUGAUGGAAAUGUUCGUAGCCCAUGGAUUCUACACUGCUAAGUUCAUCGUUGCCAUUGGAUCUGUGGCUGGCUUGACAGUGAGCUUGCUGGGUUCCCUUUUCCCAAUGCCUAGAGUCAUUUAUGCCAUGGCUGGUGAUGGGCUGCUCUUCAGAUUCUUGUCCCACGUAAGCUCUUACACGGAGACUCCAGCGGUGGCUUGUAUUGUCUCAGGAUUUCUAGCAGCACUACUCUCCUUGCUGGUCAGCUUGAGGGACCUGAUAGAAAUGAUGUCCAUUGGCACACUCCUAGCCUACACUUUGGUCUCUGUUUGUGUCUUGCUUCUUCGAUAUCAGCCAGAGAGUGACAUUGAUGGCUUUGUCAAAUUCCUGUCUGAGGAGCACACCAAGAAGAAGGAAGGGAUUCUAGCGGACUGUGAGAAGGAAGUUUGUUCUCCCGUGAGUGAAGGGGAGGAGUUUUCUGGCCCACCCACCAACACAUGUGGUGCAAAAAAUCUACCCUCCUUGGGAGACAACGAGAUGCUCAUUGGGAAGUCAGAUAAGUCCACCUACAAUGUCAACCACCCUAACUAUGGCACGGUGGACAUGGCCUCAGGAAUAGAGGCAGAUGAGUCUGAAAACAUUUACCUCAUCAAGCUGAAGAAGUUAAUAGGGCCACGUUACUACACAAUGAGGAUCCACCUUGGACUACCAGGGAAAAUGGAUCGGCCGACGGCAGCCACUGGCCACACAGUCACCACUUGUGUGAUCUUGCUGUUCAUCUUGAUGUUUAUCUUUUGUUCUUUCAUCAUCUUUGGUGCAGACUAUAUCUACGACCAUAGCUGGUGGGCUAUUCUUCUGGUGGUUUUGAUGAUCCUGCUCAUCAUUGUAUUGGUUUUUGUGAUCCUGCAGCAGCCAGAAAACCCCAAAAAGUUGCCGUACAUGGCACCCUGUCUCCCUUUCGUCCCUGCCUUUGCCAUGCUGGUGAAUAUCUAUCUCAUGCUGAAGCUCUCCAAAGUAACAUGGGUCCGAUUUGCUGUCUGGUGUUUUGUGGGUUUGCUCAUCUAUUUUGGCUAUGGCAUGUGGAACAGCACCCUGGAGAUCAGCGCCCGGGAGGAGGCCCUUCAUCAGAGCACAUACCAGCGUUACGAUGUUGAUGUUGACCCCUUCUCUGUUGAAGAAGGCUUUUCCUAUGCUGAGAAUGACAACUACCAGGACUGGGGAGCUUCUGAAGACAAAGGCUUCUCUUAUCAGCAGAUGUCGGAGGCAAAGGAAAGUAAUCGGACAAGUAGCAAAUCAAAAAGUAAAGGCAAACACAAACAGAAUUCGGAGGCUCUGAUAGCAAAUGAUGAGUUAGAUGUCUCGCCAGAGUAAGAGUCAUGGGAACCAAACCGUAAUGCGCCCUCUCACUAACCUGACCCAUGGGCUAGAAUGUGAAGGCUUCUCUGGCUCUCAUUGUAAACUCCAUCGUCCUCUAAAUUUCAGCGCCCAGAAUCACGUCCCUCACUCUCUCACUUCUUCUCCAGGAUAGUCCUGGAUUCUGAGGUUGUCACUUUCAACAAAACAAACAAGUGGCCUGUUCUGUGUCCAUCAGUCAUGUCCUGUUUUGGUGAAUUUUACCAAGGGGGCCAUCACUUGGAUGGAUUGAUCGACUAGCAGAUUCUUUCUGUGUCUAUUAAACCAUCAGCAUGCAUUAUACUGAACACCUGGCAGUACUGACAACAUGAGUUAAUGGGAGAUGUGCCAAAUAGGAUGAGCAUAUACUAAGUGAGCAGAGUCACGUGACCAGUUGAAUUGGUAAGGGCCUGAAACACAUUCUCUGUGCUUUCCAUAGAGAAUAUUUACCCCAUAAUACUGGCUUGAAGCUACUGUUAUAUAUUUGGCACUUUCUUAGCAAAUAUAUUUUUCCUUGAACCUUGUAGGAAGAAGAUCUUAGAUAGAUAGAUAGAUAGAUAGAUCCAGACUGAGGCAGUAAAAUAUUUCCAAGGAAAUCUCAGGAGUAGAUUAAAGGUAGAUCCAGAGAUCUUGGCCUCACAGAAUAACAUUUCCAACCUGCAUUUCAACCUUUGGAGAACAGUAUGAACACCAUGGGUAAGGAUGGGUCUGAACCAAAACCCCUUAAAACCAAAUAUCCCAACCUUGGGGAAUCACAAUCCAGUCUUUGUGGUUUGUAUCCCUUUCCCUAGGACAGGCUGAAUCAAAAUGAGAGAUCCCAGUGCAUUUGAACCUCCCAGAUCUGGAUCUAGACUUUGUAGUUUGUAUCCAUCCUUAGUCAUGAUAAAGGUCUCUACCCAGCUAGACUUAACCAUCCUUGUGUGACCCUCCAUUUCACCUGGCACUGUAUAUUUCAAGACUUGGACUCUGUUUCAAUCAUUAUGGGUCUAUUACCAAUUCACUAAUCUCUAUUAUUUCCCAUUAGGUAACUUCUGGAUUGUCAUUCAGAUUUAAGUCCUUCAGGGGAAGUUCCUAUUUGCUACUUUGUGACAUUCCUGCACCGCAGAAAUUUAGGUUCAUAAAAGCUGUUAACAUUCAUUCAUCACUGAAUGGUGUCUGUAGCCAGUCUGGAUGAGCCAGCCACUGACAUUUCAUUCCCUGCCAUAAAACUAUACUUCAUAUUAAGGAUUCUUAGUUUACCUAUGUUUUUGAGAUACUGAACUGUGGAACUGUUGGGUGAUAAUCUGAAAAAUAUUGAAGUGCAGUUACCUACUAUGGUUAACAGAUUCCAUAGUCUCCUACCCCACUUUGAAAUAAUGAAAUAGGUAAGGGAAAGAUGGGAGUUCAUGUAACACCAGGCAGGUUUUCCCAGGAGGUGGAUGGUUAUUGUGAGCUUGUGGGCUACAAACAGACAGCAGGCCCAACCCUGCAAUUUUCACAUCAACAAAAUGUCCAGUGAUGUCAUAUCUAAUCAGAGCAGACUAGAAUAACCUCAUUUGUGAUGUUACUCCAUUAAACAUUAAUUCUGGGAUGAAUUUGGCAUACUGUGUCCUUUCCGAUCAACAUAUAAGACAGAAAAAAAAAGGUUAGCUAAGCUCAAGCAGAAGAUAUCCUUAUAAAUUAACUAAACAAUUCUUAGCAACAGUCUUACAUCCAUGAUUUUGUAUGUUUAUUAAUAUAUUAAUAUAUAUUAUUAAUGUACCAAAUGAGACCAUUGGCACUGCUAGGCACAAGUACAAAAUACUACUACACAUACUAUUAAGCCUUCAGUGACAUAGAGUCAAAAUGAAACACUCCUCCUCCUAAC
This is a messenger RNA of Alligator sinensis (Chinese alligator), 3876 nucleotides long. It is a transcript of the gene SLC7A14, whose product is annotated as solute carrier family 7 member 14. The record is from RefSeq and is a predicted model, not a curated record. The annotation marks the transcript as partial. Lineage: Eukaryota; Metazoa; Chordata; Crocodylia; Alligatoridae. Gene Ontology annotation, molecular function: amino acid transmembrane transporter activity. The transcript has 6 exons. Gene Ontology annotation, cellular component: plasma membrane. Gene Ontology annotation, biological process: transmembrane transport; amino acid transport.